UCUGGUGACCAGGUCUGGCGGCGGGUCGCGGCAGAUCUGUCGCGCAGCCAGCUGGGGCGCAGCUGCGUGGACGGGCCGGACUAAACAGCGUUGUCGAGCCGGGUCGUGACGACCGUCAGUUCGUCGAACGCCGCUGAGCUAGCGCGUCCCCCCGUCUGAGAGGCGCGCGGGUGUGACCGGAUCUGGCGGCAGUUACGUGCCUUAGGCACGUGCCGUCGAGUCAAGUGAAUUUUAUUGUUACAUUUGUCGUCGAGUUUACCAAGUCGGCAUCGCGCCAUGAGCGCUGCCUCGCGCGUGUCGCCGUGCUUCCAGCUGGGCACCAGGAGAUCGUUUUCCUCCGCCGGCCAGCGACGAGCCCUGUUCUCCCGCGGAGAACACACGCAGGCGCAGGAGGACCCGCCCCGCAUCUUAAUCACAGGCGGUCUGGGCCAGCUGGGCACGGGGCUCGCCAAGCUGAUGCGAGCGCGCUACGGCCGGGAGAAUGUCAUCCUCUCCGACAUCAUCAAGCCCGAGAAGGAGAUCGUCGAGAGCGGGCCGUACGUGUUCGCCGACAUCCUGGACUUCAAGAACCUGCAGGAGAUCGUGGUUACCUACCGGAUCGACUGGCUGGUGCACUUCUCGGCCCUGCUCAGCGCCGUCGGCGAGGACAACGUGCCACUGGCCAUCCGGGUCAACAUUGAAGGGCUGCACAACGUGAUGGAGCUCGCCAAACAGUACAAGCUGAAGAUAUUCGUGCCGAGCACGAUCGGCGCGUUCGGGCCGACGUCGCCCCGCAACCCGACGCCCAACCUCACCAUCCAGCGCCCGGAGACCAUCUACGGCGUCAGCAAGGUCCACGCCGAGCUCCUAGGAGAAUACUACCACCAAAAGUUUGGCCUCGACUUCCGGUGUCUGCGGUUUCCGGGCGUGAUCUCGAGCGACACGGCGCCUGGCGGUGGCACAACAGACUACGCCGUGCAGAUAUUCCACGACGCCGUGACGACGGGCAAGUUCAGCUGCUACCUGCGGCCCGACUCCAAGCUGCCCAUGAUGUACAUAGACGACACGCUCAGGGCCCUGUGGGAGAUCAUGGUGGCCCCCGAGUCCCGUCUCCGCUGUCGCACCUACAACGUCACGGCCAUGAGCUUCACGCCCGAGGAGCUGGUGCGGGCCGUACGCGAGCACAUCCCCGAGCUGGAGGUGUCCUACCGGCCCGACUCGCGCCAGAAGAUCGCUGACGCCUGGCCCCAGGUGUUUGACGACUCUGCUGCCCGCGAGGACUGGGGCUGGGGUCACGACUACGACCUCAGCAUGAUGUGCAAGACGAUGAUAAACGACCUGCGUGAAGCCUACGGUGUCAAAGGUGGAGAGCAUGUAGACUCGUCCGCCGCGCAGACUUGACCCGGCUGAGACGGCUCAGUGCAAUGUGCAGCACCGUGCAAUGGCAACGCUCAACGGCGAUGCUGAACUGUGAGGCUGUAUUGUCUAUCGGCUGGGACCGUUUAUGUUGUGCACCAAACACACCGCGUAGUAUAUCAUCAGAAGAGCCACGCACGCCAUCUAGCGGUUUGGCAACGCCCGUCGUCGUAUCCGAACCAAUAAACCGUCUAU
Molecule: messenger RNA, 1590 nt
Organism: Pollicipes pollicipes
Lineage: Eukaryota; Metazoa; Arthropoda; Thecostraca; Pollicipedomorpha; Pollicipedidae
Gene: Tdh
Product: L-threonine dehydrogenase
Exons: 9
Coding region: 277-1380 (367 amino acids)
Biological process (GO): L-threonine catabolic process
Molecular function (GO): L-threonine 3-dehydrogenase activity
Source: RefSeq, a predicted model, not a curated record